Penicillium verhagenii is the source of this 927-nucleotide messenger RNA. RefSeq lists its product as uncharacterized. Gene Ontology annotation, molecular function: aldose reductase (NADPH) activity. The coding region runs from base 1 to 927 and encodes 308 amino acids. The transcript is spliced from 3 exons. NCBI's taxonomy places the organism in Eukaryota, Fungi, Ascomycota, Eurotiomycetes, Eurotiales, Aspergillaceae. Gene Ontology annotation, cellular component: cytosol. The record is from RefSeq and is a predicted model, not a curated record.
AUGGAAAGAGGUAUUCAAGACAAGACGUUCACGUUGAACACUGGAGCAAAGAUUCCUGCCAUCGGAUUCGGCACUUGGAAAGCUGGCCCAGGUGAAGCAGCAGCAGCUGUACAAGCCGCGUUUGAAGCCGGAUAUAGGCACUUUCUAAUAAUUCAUGUAGACGGAAACGAAGCAGAAAUCGGUCAGGUCUUCAAAUCAAUCGAAAUUCCUCGCAAUGAAUACUUUGUGACUACCAAGCUUUGGUCCUCCGACCACCGUCGUAUUACCUCAGCGCUCCAGAAAUCCAUCGAUGAUCUUUGCUUGGAUUAUGUUGAUCUAUAUCUCAUGCACUGGCCCGUUACUCUGCCCGCCUCUACUCCAGAGACGUACGGAAAAGAAGACCGUACAGCCCAUGACCCCGACUGGGACUUCAACGAUACAUGGAGAGAGAUGGAGAAAUUACUGAGCACGGGGAAGGUACGAGCAAUUGGACUUGCAAACUUCUCCACUGUCAAUUUGCAGAAGUUGCUUCUGUCCUGCAAAGUGACUCCAGCGGUUAAUCAGACGGAGAUCCAACCACUUUUGCCCCAGAAGAAGUUGAAUACCUUCUGUGUGGAGCAUAAUAUUCACCAGACUGCCUUUGGACCGCUAGGAGGAAGUGGGAGUACCUUGCAUGAAGAUCCCUUGGUGAAACGCAUUGCGGAUAAGAGAGGUUGUAGUUCGGGCAAUGUGUUGUUGAGCUGGGGUGUUAAGAAGGGGUGGAGUGUGAUCCCGAAGAGUACAAAUUCUGCUAGAAUCGUGAGCAACUUGCAGAGCUGCUUUAGCAUGGACGAGGAGGAGACUUCUCAGAUAGAUGGUUUGGCUCAGACACUUGGAGAGAAGCGAUUCAAUCGUCCAAACUGGGGGACUGUUAUCUUCCACGACGAUGAGGUGGAAAAUGCACAGUAA